AACUCCCAGUCUCCUUCGCACCUACCAGUUCUUGCGAUCUUCAAAGUAGUGUGAAAAAGUAUAAUGAAGCGAAGCCAUGGCGGCCUGCAAGUAGAGAUUAAAGUGCCCAGUUGAUUCUUCCACUCUGGUCCCAUCGUGACAACUGCGAAACCUUCGCCGACCCCUUUCUUUUUCAUUCACCUUCAAUUCGCUGCAAUUCCACUCUCGCCUUGCUCUUCUUCCAUGGGUUUGAAGCAUUCCUAUGGCAUUUGAUAAGCUUCACCUCCCGUUUUCUCUUCCUCCAUUAAUGUCUUACUUCAUGCUCUCUGCUUCCUAGAAUCCCCCCUUUAGGUUUUCAUUUCCAUUUCCACGCUUUUUCUGGUUUUUUUUUUUUUUUGUUGUUGUUGUAAAGAUUCAGUUUUGGGGAACGUGCUGCAUCUCCUCCACAUCCGCAUUGCGGUUUCUUGUAGUGGAGGCUGAAGUUGUGUUGAGGUAGGAGCGACGACAACAAUGUCGGGCUACGAUCUGUCGAAGAAAACAGUCAUCUUUGGGCUCCAUCUGUGGGCGGUGGUGGGCAUCUGCAUCGGCGUCGCCUUCGUCCUCCUCCUCUUCCUAAUCUCCCUCUGGAUCUCCUACAAGCGCAGCAGUAGCUCAUCCCGGAAGCAUAUCGUCCCUAAGGUCUCCAAGGGGGCCCGAGAAGUGCAGGCCGGGUCGGCGCUUGCCCUUUUGCUUUCCUCCGAGGCCGAGCCCUCUCCGCCUCCCACCAAGCAGCGGGAGGAGGAGUCCCCAAUUGCUCUCCAGUGGAUUCACGUGGAGACCGGUAAGGAGCACCGCAUCACCUACCCAGACCGCGGCGGUAGCGGGUCGUCGCAUGGGAGUGGGGAGAGUCGGUCUGUGGACCAGCCGCCGGCCUCCGUGCCGGAGGUGUCGCACUUGGGUUGGGGGCAUUGGUACACCUUGAGGGAGCUCGAGCUUGCCACCGACAGCUUCUCCGACGAGAACGUCAUCGGCGAAGGUGGAUACGGUAUCGUCUAUCACGGGGCCUUGGAGGAUGGCACUCAAAUUGCAGUCAAGAACUUAUUGAACAACAGAGGCCAAGCGGAGAUGGAAUUUAAGGUUGAAGUUGAAGCAAUAGGACGAGUUCGUCACAAGAAUUUAGUGAGAUUGCUAGGGUAUUGUGCAGAAGGAGAACAUAGAAUGCUUGUCUAUGAGUAUAUAGAUAACGGGAAUCUAGAACAGUGGCUUCAUGGUGAUGUUGGCCGUUCCAGUCCGCUUACUUGGGAUAUUCGAAUGAAUACUAUAAUCGGUACAGCAAAAGGAUUACUCUACUUGCACGAAGGACUAGAGCCAAAGGUGGUUCACAGAGAUAUUAAAUCGAGCAACAUACUUCUUGAUAAACAGUGGACUCCCAAGGUUUCAGAUUUCGGACUUGCCAAGCUAUUGGGCUCAGGGAGGACCUAUGUUACAACACGAGUAAUGGGAACAUUUGGGUUCGUGAAUACUGUCUAUUGCAACUUAUUGUUUCAUGAUAGCACUGGUAUGCUAAAUGACAUUAGCUUGUUUCUUCUCUCUAGUUAUGUGGCUCCUGAAUAUGCUAGCACUGGUAUGCUAAAUGAGUCGAGUGAUGUCUAUAGUUUUGGUAUUUUUAUCAUGGAGGUAAUAUCGGGUCGAACACCGGUUGACUACAGCAGACCUCCAGGAGAGGUUAAUUUGGUAGAUUGGCUUAAGACAAUGGUGAGUAAUCGAAACUCUGAAGGUGUCUUAGAUCCAAAGAUCCCUGAGAAACCCUCAUCAAGAGCAUUAAAAAGAACACUUUUAGUUGCACUGCGAUGCGUUGAUCCUGAUUCACGCAAGAGGCCAAAGAUGGGACAUGUUAUACACAUGCUCGAAGUCGAUGACUUCCCUUAUCGAGAUGAACGACGCGGAGGAAAAGACCCAAGACAGCCAUGCCAUGGCAGCUCGGAAGAUAGUAGAAAACCAAUAACAGAGCAGCAUGCGACAACUGAAACUAGUGAUAAUAUUGUUGGAGCAUGUGGAUUAGCAAAAAGUUGAGCUGGAAGGAAACUACAAUAUCAGAUGAAUAUUCAUCUUGAAACCAAGAAACAUUUCAGACUUUUGCAAUAGAAUAUGCCUACAAAAAAGCACAAAAAAAACUUAGUGUGUAAAUGAUGUUCUGUGCUAGUUUACUUGUACAAAAUUCUGUAUAUUGUUGUGUUAUGUGAUUGCUCCUGCGGGCACAUUUUGCUUGAUGAACUGGCUCGUAUGUACACUUCAUUUGUAUCAUGGCAUUGGUGAAUACGAGCCAUUAUAAUUUAUCUUGCAUCUUUUA
Zingiber officinale is the source of this 2308-nucleotide messenger RNA. RefSeq names its product probable serine/threonine-protein kinase At1g01540. The transcript has 6 exons. Bases 490 to 2031 code for a protein of 513 amino acids. Gene Ontology annotation, biological process: protein phosphorylation. The record is from RefSeq and is a predicted model, not a curated record. Gene Ontology annotation, molecular function: ATP binding; protein kinase activity. Lineage: Eukaryota; Viridiplantae; Streptophyta; Magnoliopsida; Zingiberales; Zingiberaceae.